AUAAACUGUCCAUUUUCUCUGUACUUCAGCAGAAACCGUUAACAUGAUGAAACCUGAAGCAAAUGUCUACUCGCAGUUCACAAAAUGCUUUCGAAACACCUGUUACUCAUCAAAACCGGUCUCACACCAAUCAUCAAACUCAGACAAAGACUGCGAUGAUGCAGAAACCACGCCGCAUGAUCGAUCGGAGAUGGCAGCAGCCGUUCCGAGAAAACCAGGCGGAUGGAAGGCCAUGCCUUUCAUCUUAGGAAACGAUACGUUGGAGAGGUUGGCAACCUUUGGAUUGUUAGCCAACUUUAUGGUAUACUUGACGAGAGAGCUGCACUUGGAUCAGGUUUCUGCUUCAAACAUUAUAUACAUCUGGUCUGGUCUGACCAACUUCGCUCCUCUCCUCGGCGCCUUCGUCUCCGACGCUUAUGUCGGUCGCUUCCGCACCAUCGCUUUCGGGUCCUUCUCAUUACUUCUGGGAAUGGCGACGCUGACAAUGACAGCUUGGUUGCCGGAGUUGCAUCCUCCGCCGUGCAGCGGCAAUCAGCUGAAACUGGGGAAGUGCCAACCUCCGAGCAAAGGCCAACUAGGGUUUUUGAUUUUGGGCCUAGGCUUUCUCUCGAUAGGUACAGGAGGAAUUAGACCUUGCAGCAUCCCCUUCGGCGUCGACCAGUUUGAUCCAAACACUGACGAAGGAAAGAAAGGAAUCAAAAGCUUCUUUAACUGGUACUACGCCACAUUCACAGUUGUGCUGCUGAUCACUUCAACUCUGGUGGUUUACAUCCAAGACAAGGUGAGCUGGACUUUGGGUUUUGGGAUACCAACUUUGCUCAUGUUUGGCUCAAUUGUGCUCCUAUUUAUUGGGGUAAGAAUUUACGUGCAUGCUAAGCCACAAGGUAGCAUGUUCACCAGUAUUGCCCAAGUUCUUGUUGCUGCUCAUAAGAAACGACAACUUAAGCUUCCGACCGACAAAGCAACUGAUGGAAGCAAAUUGUAUGAUCCUCCGGUGAAGGAUUUGCUUAUACAAAAGCUCCCUCCUACCAACCAAAUCAGGUUCUUGAACAAGGCAGCUAUAAUAUUGGAUAAUGAUCUGAAACAUGAUGGCUGUCCAGUUAACAAAUGGAGGCUUUGUAGCGUCCAACAAGUUGAAGAACUUAAAUGUGUUUUGAAAACCAUUCCAAUAUGGGCAUCGGCUAUUGUUAGCUUCACCGCCAUGACACAGCAAGGAACAUUUACUGUAUCUCAAGCCCUCAAAUUGAAUCGCCACCUUGGUCCGAAAUUCGAAAUCCCAGCUGGUUCACUCAUUGUCAUAUCCUUGCUCACAAUAGGAAUAUUUCUUCCGAUCUACGACAGGCUUCUAGUCCCCGCUCUUCGAAAAGUAACCAAAGACGAAGGUGGGAUCACAGUUCUACAAAGAAUAGGGAUUGGGAUUGUUUUUUCGGUCCUGGCAAUGCUCGUAGCUGGUUUCAUUGAAAAGGAAAGAAGAAAUAUGGCUAAAUUGCAUCCCCAUGAACCAGUCUCAUUCACAUGGUUGGCUCCACAACUUGCCCUGAUGGGACUUUGUGAGGCGUUCAGUGCCAUUGGACUGCUGGAAUUCUUCAACCGGGAGUUUCCCGACCACAUCAGGAGUGUUGGUAAUGCACUUUUGUCUUGCUGUUUUGCAGGGUCAAGUUACUUGAGCAGUGUACUGGUCACCGUUGUUCAUCAUGUGACCGGAACACACAGCAAGCCCGAUUGGUUGACCAAUAAUAUUAAUGCCGGCAGAUUGGAUUUGUUCUACUUCCUCUUGGCAGGGAUAGGGUCUCUGAAUUUUGUCUACUUCCUUUAUUGUGCUCAACGAUAUCAGUAUAAGGACACUGUUCAUAAGGACGAUGACAACAACGCUUAUGCAGCUGUGGAGCUAGGUUCAACCACCACUACUUGAUCCUUCUAAUUUGCUGCAUUAGAGUUAAUGUUCUCCUAUAUAUAGUUUGUAACUGCAUGCAUGUGGC
Molecule: messenger RNA, 1979 nt
Organism: Argentina anserina (silverweed cinquefoil)
Lineage: Eukaryota; Viridiplantae; Streptophyta; Magnoliopsida; Rosales; Rosaceae
Product: protein NRT1/ PTR FAMILY 2.13
Exons: 4
Coding region: 44-1912 (622 amino acids)
Biological process (GO): transmembrane transport
Cellular component (GO): plasma membrane
Molecular function (GO): transmembrane transporter activity
Source: RefSeq, a predicted model, not a curated record